Komagataella phaffii GS115 is the source of this 1962-nucleotide messenger RNA. Its product is annotated as Cytoplasmic and mitochondrial glycyl-tRNA synthase. The transcript has a single exon. The record is from RefSeq and is a predicted model, not a curated record. Gene Ontology annotation, molecular function: ATP binding; glycine-tRNA ligase activity. NCBI's taxonomy places the organism in Eukaryota, Fungi, Ascomycota, Pichiomycetes, Pichiales, Pichiaceae. Gene Ontology annotation, biological process: mitochondrial glycyl-tRNA aminoacylation. The coding region runs from base 1 to 1962 and encodes 653 amino acids. Gene Ontology annotation, cellular component: cytoplasm; mitochondrion.
AUGACAUCGCAAGAGACAACAGCUUUCACUUUUUCAAGAGAGAAGUUGGAAAGUGUUUUGAAACGAAGAUUCUUCUUCGCACCAGCUUUUGAAAUUUAUGGUGGUGUUUCUGGUCUUUAUGAUUAUGGUCCUCCAGGAUGUGCCUUUCAGGCCAAUAUCGUUGAUGUUUGGAGAAAACACUUCAUUUUAGAAGAAGAUAUGCUGGAAGUUGACUGUACCAUGCUGACUCCGUUGGAAGUCUUGAAGACAUCUGGCCAUGUUGAUAAAUUUUCAGACUGGAUGUGCAGAGAUUUGAAAACUGGAGAAAUUUUCAGAGCUGAUCAUUUGAUUGAGGAAGUUUUGGAAGCUAGAUUAAAGGGUGACCAAGAGGCUAGAGGUCAGGUUGUCUCUGAGGGAAAAUCAGACGAUAAGAAGAGAAAGAAGAAGGUCAAGGAAAUCAAGGCUAUCAAACUGGACGAUGAUGUAAAGGAAGAGUAUGAACAGAUUUUGGCUAAAAUCGAUGGCUAUUCUGGUGAAGAAAUGGGUGAAUUGAUAGUCAAGCACAAUAUAGGGAACCCUGCUACCGGUGACCCAUUGGAACCCCCAAUUGAGUUCAACCUAAUGUUUGAAACCGCUAUUGGUCCAUCCGGUAACCUGAAAGGUUUCUUGCGUCCAGAGACUGCUCAAGGUCAGUUCUUGAACUUUAGCAAGUUGUACGACUUCAACAAUGAGAAAAUGCCCUUCGCCUCUGCUUCCAUUGGUAAGUCAUUUAGAAAUGAAAUUUCUCCUAGAGCAGGGCUGCUUAGAGUAAGAGAAUUUUUGAUGGCAGAAAUUGAGCACUUCGUGGAUCCAGAAGACAAAUCUCAUUCCAAGUUCGAUCUCGUCAAGGAUAUCAAGUUAAACUUUUUAUCUAAAUCUACUCAGAUUGAAGGUAAGACAGAAUGCGCCAUCAAGUCCAUUGGUGAGGCUGUUUCUGAAAAGAUGGUUGACAAUGAAACUUUGGGUUAUUUUAUUGCUAGAAUCUACCAGUUCUUAAUUACUAUUGGUGUCGAUCCUUCUAGACUGAGAUUUAGACAACAUAUGGACAAUGAGAUGGCACAUUACGCUCAAGACUGCUGGGAUGCGGAACUGCUUACCUCUUACGGCUGGAUUGAAUGCGUAGGUUGUGCUGAUCGUUCCGCUUAUGACUUAUCCGUACAUGCUGCAAGGACUAAUGAAAAGCUCUGUGUCAGAGAGAAGCUUCCGGAACCAAUUACUGUUGACAGACUGGAGAUUGAUAUUGAGAAGAAAAAAUUUGGGCCAAAGUUCAGAAAGAAUGCAGGCGCUGUUGAAAAAUGGUUGCUUGCUAGAACUGAGUGUGAACUAGAAACUCUACAGAAAGAUUUGUCGACAGAUGGUAAAAUUCUGGUUGAAAUACCAGGUAUUGAAGAGAAGAUUGAGUUGGAUGAUUCACUGAUUCAUAUUGAAAGAAGGACUAGAACUGAACAUAUCAGAGAGUACACUCCUAACGUGAUCGAACCUUCAUUCGGUAUUGGACGUAUAAUCUAUUCUAUUUUUGAGCAUGCUUUCUACCCACGUCCCGAUGAUGCUGACAGGUGUGUGUUGAAGUUGCCACCCAUUGUAGCCCCAACCAAAGUGUUGCUUGUUCCCUUGCAAACCAAUGCCGAGUUCAAGCCCAUUGUGAAGGAAAUCUCCCAAGUUUUACGUAAAGAAAAGAUUCCUUUCAAAGUUGAUGAUUCUGGGGCAUCGAUCGGUAAGAGAUAUGCUAGAAACGAUGAGCUCGGUACACCAUUUGGUAUCACUAUCGAUUUUGAUACCAUCGCUGACGGAACGGUUACUCUGAGAGAAAGAGAUUCGACCACUCAAGUCAGAGGCAGCGUCGCAGAUAUCGUAAAGGCUAUCAAGACUAUUACAUACGAUGGUUUAUCCUGGGAAACUGGCACCAAAGAUUUAAAACCUUUUGAGAGUAAAUCUGAGGAAUAG